Messenger RNA from Metschnikowia bicuspidata var. bicuspidata NRRL YB-4993, 3023 nucleotides. RefSeq lists its product as uncharacterized. Gene Ontology annotation, molecular function: protein binding. The coding region runs from base 90 to 2834 and encodes 914 amino acids. The record is from RefSeq and is a predicted model, not a curated record. NCBI's taxonomy places the organism in Eukaryota, Fungi, Ascomycota, Pichiomycetes, Serinales, Metschnikowiaceae. The transcript has a single exon. Gene Ontology annotation, biological process: Golgi organization. Gene Ontology annotation, cellular component: Golgi apparatus.
CUCCGGUCCAGCGCAAACUGGACUUUCGCUCCGCUUUGUUCCUCACUGACCCCUGGCGUUUGCACCCCCAAUUCGCAAGGCCCUGACCCAUGUUUUCGUUUGCCAGAAAAUUGAAGGACCGCCUCGACGGCGGCCGCCACGAGCAAGACCCGUAUUUCCACCACAACCUCGCCAUCAACAACGGCGGCUACGGCCUCCGGAUUCUCCACGUGGCGCCCGACUCGCCAGCGCAUGUCUUGCAGCUAGAAAGCUGGUUCGACUACAUUGUGGGGCUCGACGGGCACGCCUUGCCCAUGAAACACCCGCUCCCCCAGGCGUCGUAUAGCGUUGGCGACGACGGGCUGUUGCACUACGGAGCGGCCUCCGGCGCCGCGUCUGCGCACGCUGGCGCGGUCGACGUGGACCGUGUGGCGCAGCAUUUUGCGCUGGCGGCCCGCGGGCCCGCGCGAACGGUGUCGUUGCAGAUCUGGAGCGCCAAGGGCGGCGCCAUGCGCCACGUGUCUUUCCCCCUCCCGCCGCCGGCCGGGGCCGCGGACCUGCCCGGCGCGUUUGCGGUGCCUGGCAGUGCGUUUGUCGGGCUUGGCGUCACGCUCGCGCCGCAGCACGUUUCCACGGCCACCCACGUGUGGCGCAUCUUGAGCACCCACGCCCUGUCGCCAGCAUUCCAGGCCCAGCUCGUGCCCUACUCCGACUACAUCAUCGGCUGCGACUCGGCGUUCUCGUCGGACCAAGCCGGAAAGGGUCUCUUGGCCGGUGGCGGUGAGCAGCUCUUGGGAUCCGCUCUCCUGGCCUACUACACGCGACACCACGCCACGCUCCAGGAAGACCGCAUCCCCGUGGUGCUCUACGUAUACAACCACGACUUUGAUGUCGUGCGGCCCGUGACCGUGCACUUGUCCUGCGCCUGGGCCCCGGGCGCGAACUGCGGCGUUCUAGGCUGCGACGUCGGCUACGGGCUCCUCCACCGGCUUCCAGAGGUGCCGGGAAAGUAUGGCCACCUGGCCGGGCAGGACGUGUGUGUCGUUCCACGCAACGCGCCAUCGCAGCCCUCUGGCCAUCCUGGCACGCACACGGCGGGCCCCGCCUUGACGGAUCCCGCCCUCCAAGACCCGGCCCCAGGCACAGUGUCCUUCGCCGGGCCUCAAACUGGCCAUGCAAAACUGCCCGUAAAGGGCAAGCCGUCCGACCGCUACGCGCCGCCGCUCGACCGCUAUGCACCGCCACCCAAGGCGGAGUCUGCUUUGCUGCCGGACGCGACCGGUGCCACACCAGAGAGAACUUCACACGCAUCCGAACAUGACCGUCAAGGGCUGCACACACAAGGCCAGCUCGAGCCAGAGGGGCCGCAAGCGAGCAUGCUCGUCGGUGGCUCUGUUUCCGGGACACCAAUCGGCUCGGCUCUGGGGAACCUCGGCCACACUCUACCGGAGCCUGCGGCUGGAAAGGACAUUGAGGGGGAGCAUGAAACUGAGGAUAAAGUGGCCGCCGCUGGAGUGGCCGACGCUGGAGUGACUAAUGCUGAUGUGACUAAUGCUGAUGUAACCGACGCUGGAGUGACUAAUGCUGAUGUGACCGAGGCUGAAGUGUCCGGGGCUGAAGUGACCGGGGCUGGAGUGACACACUCACUUAAAGAAACCGAGUGUGGAAAUGAGAUUGAGAUUGACACGCCUGAGCUUCUCCACCCUGACGCCCAGAAGCCUAAUGCCAAUGAGCCCGGCGCUGCAAAUACAGAGGCGUAUGGGCCCCAACUGGAUGAAUUCAAGCUCGGGCUCGAAAACAAGGACAACAUGCAUAUUCAGACCUCGGCCGCUUCUCAUGCUCCCACCGAAAAUGAGAAUAAAGAAGAGACAGGGCUUGUAGCCAGCGUUCAAACCGCCAAUGAAAGCUCAAAUAGCCAAGAGCGCUCGUCUCCUGAUUCUUCUGUUAAAUGCCCACCCGCGGGUAUUCAACACCCACAGGCAGAAUCUCAAAAGGGGGACCCCGCUUCUUUUGUCUCGGACAAUGAGUUUUUGUGUACCCCGGCGAGUGUCGGAGAAACGCAAGACUCUGGAAGAAUUGGGCACGGACACAUUGCCACCGGAGGCAAUGCCGCGCUGACUAACGAGCCGACUCUCGAUGAAAACAUCAAAGUCGAGCUCACACAAAUUAUAUCUGGCCUGAUAUCCGAAACCGAUCCCAAUGGAAACAUGCAGAGAUCUGCGGAGGAAGCACCAGAAUUUCCCUCCUCGUCGGGGCCAGAAACCAGCGUGAAAACUCGUGUCAUCAACAACAUUGAUUCUUUACUUGAUGAAGAUGUUGAUUUUUUGGAUCAACCCGAGGACAUUUCACACAUGAAUGCCGUUUCUGCACAAGGGCUCCCAGAUACAUGCGCCCAGCCUCCCCUCUCGCCAACAGCAAAGCAUCAAGAACCUGAGUCAUCAGAGGCAGUGCACCAAAGGCAAACAUUAAUCAACGCAGAAAUCACAGAGCCAGAAAACCCAAAAGUUGAUUCUCUGAUGUGUGAAAUACCAUUGACGGAUUAUAGACCCGAAAACCCUUUAGCUGCAAACGGAACAGAUUCUCCCCUCUCCCCAAAAUUCUCCGCUCCACCUUUACAAGCUACCACAAUGUUCUUGCCCAUGAGUUCCAAAUUUCCGCUUAGUCCGGUAGGUGCCCCGCAGGUAGCCAAGCCGGGACGCAGAAAAAAGGCUCAUGGAUCAGGAAACAUCGGGAGUCUUGCGGAAUUCAUGAACGAGGAGCUUUCGAAGUCGAAGGCAAAUGAUAAGAACUACGACACAAAAACCGACGACGUCAACGGAGUCCCACCACCGCCUCCUAAAUCCGUGAAACGCUAGUCUACACGGUGUGUCUGCACACGUUUUCUUGGAUAGUUGCAUCUGAAUAAAGGAGCAUGCUUAUAAAAUAUUUACAUAAAACCCUUCAAUCAGUUUCCAAAAACUACCAGGACUUGAACCAUAUCCCUGAGUAUGCGGUAUGCUGUAGAAGAUUGUUAAUAGAUGAAUAUGCAAGCAACAAGAGAUGGA